GCGGACCCCCUCCUGCGGCACACGGGAAGACCGGCCCGAUGCGGCGCGCCCCCGUCCAACCCCCUCCUCCCACCUCGCUUCCCUCUCCCUCCUUCCUUCCCUCCUCUCCUCUCUCCUCUCUUCUUUCCCCUCCCCGCACACGCGAGCGCGCGCGCGCCACAACACCCCACCUCACCGGGGCCUAUAGCUAUACGCUUCUUCCUCCUACCCCAAAGCCCGCCGCUUCUUGCAGCCGCUCGCGUCUCGUGGGCGCGCUCUUUCUAGCUGUCUUGCGCUGGGGCCGAGGGUUCGUGGUUCGGAAGGUUUUUUUUUUUUUUUUUUAAUCUUGAGAUGGCGGCGGCACCGGCGAUCUGCGCGGAGGACGAGGCGCCGCGCGCGGAGGCGGAAUGCGCGGGCGGCGGGAUCGAGAAGCCGGAUCUUGUCGGCGGCAAGAGGAGCGUGUACCUGAUGGACUGCGCGCCGGUCUGGGGCUGCGCCGCGACGUGCGGCCGCAGCGCGGAGAUGGAGGACGCGUACGCGGCCGCCCCGCGGUUCGCCGACGUGCCGGUGCGCCUGCUCGCCAGCCGCCGGGACCUCGACGGGCUGGGCCUCGACGCCGACGCGCUCCGGCUGCCCGCACAUCUGUUCGGCGUGUUCGACGGCCACGGCGGCGCCGAGGUGGCGAACUAUUGCCGGGAAAGGCUCCGUGUCCUCUUGAGCAAGGAGCUGAGGCGGCUCGGCAAGGAUCUGGGGGAGAUGAGCGAGCUGGACAUGAAGGAGCACUGGGACGAGCUGUUCAGUAAAUGUUUCCAGAGGGUAGAUGACGAGGUGUCAGGACGAGCGAGCAGGCUCAUCGAUGGCGUUGAGCAGUCCCGACCGGUUGCCCCGGAGAACGUUGGCUCAACGGCGGUUGUCGUAGUCGUCUGCUCCUCUCAUGUGGUGGUCGCCAACUGUGGAGAUUCACGUGCCGUGCUCUGUCGCAGGAAGGAGCCCGUGCCGUUGUCAAUUGAUCAUAAGCCUGACAGGAAGGAUGAGCGAGCGAGGAUUGAGGUCCAGGGAGGCAAGGUCAUCCAAUGGAACGGUUACCGGGUGUCCGGUAUACUUGCUAUGUCACGAUCAAUCGGGGACCGAUAUUUGAAGCCAUUCAUCAUCCCCAAACCGGAAGUUACAGUUGUUCCUAGGGCCAAAGAUGAUGACUGCCUCAUUAUUGCAAGUGAUGGGCUGUGGGACGUCGUGUCAAAUGAAGAUGCAUGCAAAGUUGCACGGCGACAGAUCCAGCUGUGGCACAAGAACAAUGGUAUUGCAGCAUCAUUGCCUGAUGGGCGUGAUGGAUCCACCGAUCCUGCUGCACAAGCAGCUGCCGAUUAUCUUAUGAGGCUGGCGCUAAAGAAAAGUAGCGAGGACAACAUCACCGUCAUUGUGGUCGACUUGAAACCUCGAAAGAAGCUCAAGAACAACUCAUAACAUGGCCUGGAUUCAUCUGAGUAGCUGACCAUGAUCUGUCCAAAAGAGUUCAUACUGCUAGUCAGUCUUCGUCAUAGAUACUUGACCCACCCUUUUUGCGUUGGGCUUCAAGAAUUGUUCAUGUAUAUGCUUGAUACAUUUUCCAUGUAGGGGGUUAUGAUGUUUACCCCCAUUCUGGAUUCGGGUGGUUAAAAUGUUGAGUAAGCUUCAGCCUUGAGCCCUGGCAUUUAGUGUCCCAUGCAAUGUUGUAUAAUAGACGAACUUGUAAAGAGCCAAGCGGCUGAGACGGCCACCAAAAUUAACAUAUUGUUGGUACCUUAAUGAUUCAAAGCUUACUCAACUGGCUGCAUCCAAUGAAAUUUUGUAUUGCGAGUCC
This is a messenger RNA of Phragmites australis (common reed), 1819 nucleotides long. RefSeq names its product protein phosphatase 2C 50-like. The transcript is spliced from 4 exons. NCBI's taxonomy places the organism in Eukaryota, Viridiplantae, Streptophyta, Magnoliopsida, Poales, Poaceae. The coding region runs from base 331 to 1443 and encodes 370 amino acids. The record is from RefSeq and is a predicted model, not a curated record. Gene Ontology annotation, molecular function: cation binding; protein serine/threonine phosphatase activity. Gene Ontology annotation, biological process: protein dephosphorylation.